Galdieria sulphuraria is the source of this 749-nucleotide messenger RNA. RefSeq names its product guanylate kinase. Gene Ontology annotation, molecular function: GMP kinase activity. Gene Ontology annotation, biological process: purine nucleotide metabolic process. NCBI's taxonomy places the organism in Eukaryota, Rhodophyta, Bangiophyceae, Galdieriales, Galdieriaceae. The transcript is spliced from 4 exons. The coding region runs from base 86 to 721 and encodes 211 amino acids. The record is from RefSeq and is a predicted model, not a curated record. Gene Ontology annotation, cellular component: cytosol.
AAAUUUCAGCAAGAUCUUUGAUAGCUGCAUUGAACUAUGUAGUUUUUGCUCUCCUGAAAGUGCAUUUUGCCUCGUGACAGACAAUAUGCAAGUGUUGGAUGCUGAAUCGAACCAAAACGACAGCAAGUCAGUUCUCGUUGUUUUCACUGGACCUUCGGGGGCUGGAAAGAGUAGUAUUAUACAGAAGCUUAAAGAGAAUUACCCUAAUCGAAUAGGUUUCAGUGUCAGUCAUACUACAAGAUCACCACGACCUGGAGAACAAAACGGAGUGGAGUACUAUUUUGUUCCUGAGGAAAAAUUUAAAGACAUGAUAGAGAAUAAUGAGUUUAUUGAAUAUGCAAAUGUGCACGGACGCUAUUAUGGAACAAGUUUUCAAGCAGUAGAAACCGUCCUAAAUAGAGGGCAGCUUUGUGUGCUCGAUGUUGAUGUCCAAGGAUGCCGUUCUAUUCGUCAGAGAAGUAUCAAGGCUAUUAUAAUAUUCAUUUCACCUCCUUCACUAACGGAGUUGGAGUCUAGGCUGCGUUCUAGAAAGACAGAGUCAGAGGCAGAUGUAAGGAAGCGCAUCGAUGACGCAGAAGAUGAAAUGAAAACUUGUGGAGAGCCUAAUCUAUAUGACCUUGUUGUUGUGAACGACUUUUUGGACAGAGCAUACAACGAAGCGAGGACCUUUAUUGCAGAAUACUUGAAUGACAAGGAUCAAAAGUUUCAGCUAUCGCUUUAGACAUAAAAAUGAUGAAUAGUACUUGUGA